UUAAAAAGUUUUUUUUUAAGGCUCAUCAGUACAGUGUGAGGCGACGCGCCGUGUGGUAACCUAUCGACAAGCGACGGUAUAAAAAUGCAUCACAAACCUAUGCUGUACGUCGCUUGCAUCGUCCUUGCCAUGGACUGGUGGGCAUGGACAAGUGCCGAGCUUUUUACUGCGAUAUCAGACUUAGAACCGUUACUGGAGACCCAGAAAAAAAUUAUCGAUGACUUGAAUGAUUAUGUUCAAAAAGAAGAGAAAAGACUUGGUGUUUUAAAAAAGCAAAUAAAUGCGUACAACAGAGAACACGAGAUGGCGAUGGCGGACAUAGACAACUAUUUGGGCAAUCCCAUCAACGCUUUCACUCUCAUCAAGCGACUCACUACAGACUUUAAUUUUAUACAAAAUAGAAUUAAACUCGGCACAGCGUUCGUUGGGAACGAGACAUCAAACAUCAUAAAUGUGAGAUAUCCCACCGAUGAGGACCUGACUGGAGCUGCGCAGGCUCUUACUCGGCUGCAAAACACAUAUCAACUCGAUAUAAAAGAACUGGCACAGGGAAGGUUGAAUGGAAUCAUUUACAGCGGAGUCAGCCAACCAGCGGUUUCAACACCACUAACUGCCAGUGAUUGCUACGAGCUCGGUCGUAUACUGUACAAUGUCAAAGAUUACAAAAACUCUCUUCGCUGGAUGGAAGAGUCGCUUGUCAAAUACAAGGAGGAAAAUGAAGACUACAACUUUACAGAAGUCGAUAUUUUGGAAUACAUAAGCUAUUUGUUUUACCUCUUAGAUGAUGGUCAAAAAGCUUUAGAAUGGACCACAAAACUUUUUAGCAUCGAUCCAAACCAUCAACGCGCACUGAGCAAUAUUCCAUUUUACCUUAAGAGUGUAGCAGAAAAGAAAGCGAGGCUUCAAAAUAAUAACACUGAGGUGAUGGUCGAAGAAGAAACAUUUUUACAGAAAGAGAAAAAAGUAUACGAAGCACUUUGCCGGGGUGAGAUGAUUGUGCCGAGUCAAAUAAGUAGAAAACUUAAAUGCAGUUAUUUGACGAAAAAUCAUCCAUUUCUGAAGCUGGCUCCAAUAAAGAGGGAACAAAUAUACAUAGCGCCUGACGUGUUCGUGUACCAUGGGGUGAUGAGCGACGAGGAGAUCAAGUGCAUCAAGGAUAUGGCCAAGCCCAGGUUCAAACGUGCCACGGUCCGCAGUGCGAAUGGAGGGGUUAUGUCAGCGGACUACCGCAUCAGUAAAUCUGCGUGGUUGACAGAUGAGGAAUCAGAAGUGGUAGCGCGCGUUUCACAGCGUGUUGCGGACUUCACCGGUCUUACCAUGGCCUCCGCCGAGCUGCUGCAGGUUGUCAACUACGGCAUCGGAGGACAUUACGAUUCCCAUUAUGAUUUUACUUUGAAAACCGACUUACCUUAUGAAUCUGCCGACGGCAACAGAAUAGCUACAGUUUUAUUCUAUAUGUCGGAGGUGGCGCAGGGGGGCGCCACUGUGUUCACGCAGCUGGGACUGAGCGUGUUCCCAGUGAAGAGCUCCGCCCUGGUCUGGUUGAACCUGCACCCGUCCGGUGAGGGCGACCUCUCGACGCGGCACGCCGCCUGCCCCGUGCUGCGCGGCUCCAAGUGGGUAUCGAAUAAAUGGAUCCACGAAAGCGGCCAAGAAUUUCUUGCGCCGUGCAAUCUGGAAUACCAACGAGAAGAGGUUAUGCGGAAAAUUAUUAAAGCCAAGCCCAGAGCAAAAGAAUAGCGCGUAACAUUUUUUUAGAAUUAAACGUUGUGUUACA
Molecule: messenger RNA, 1777 nt
Organism: Papilio xuthus (Asian swallowtail)
Lineage: Eukaryota; Metazoa; Arthropoda; Insecta; Lepidoptera; Papilionidae
Product: prolyl 4-hydroxylase subunit alpha-1-like
Exons: 13
Coding region: 85-1740 (551 amino acids)
Biological process (GO): peptidyl-proline hydroxylation to 4-hydroxy-L-proline
Cellular component (GO): endoplasmic reticulum
Molecular function (GO): protein binding; iron ion binding; L-ascorbic acid binding
Source: RefSeq, a predicted model, not a curated record